Peromyscus eremicus (cactus mouse) is the source of this 2397-nucleotide messenger RNA. Its product is annotated as zinc finger protein 431-like. Gene Ontology annotation, biological process: regulation of DNA-templated transcription. NCBI's taxonomy places the organism in Eukaryota, Metazoa, Chordata, Mammalia, Rodentia, Cricetidae. Gene Ontology annotation, molecular function: RNA polymerase II cis-regulatory region sequence-specific DNA binding; DNA-binding transcription factor activity, RNA polymerase II-specific. Bases 193 to 2130 code for a protein of 645 amino acids. The transcript is spliced from 3 exons. The record is from RefSeq and is a predicted model, not a curated record.
UGAUGAUUAGAACUUUUGUGUCAUGGAAUAACUGUGGGGAGCCCCAGAAUUAUAUGAAUAUACUGCCAAAGAAGUAUACAUCACCAUGCUGUCAGUAUCACACUUUCUGUUGUACACAUGUAUGGGAUAUUUUAGACUGCAGUGACCUAUGAUGAUGUGCAUAUCGACUUCACUUGGGAGGAGUGGAUUUUGAUGGAUCCUUCCCAGAAGAAUCUCUACAAAGAUGUAAUGUGGGAGACCUACAGAAACCUUACUGCUGUAGGCUACAGUUGGGAAGACCGCGAUAUUGAAGAGCAUUGUCAAAGUUCUGGAAGACUUAGAAGGUACAAAGAACAUCAUAUUGGGGAGAAACCCUCUGAAUAUACUCAAUAUGCAAAAGCAUUUUUAUAUUAUGGUCAUCUUCAAAAUAAUGAAAGUAUUCAUACUGGAGAGAAACUCUAUAGUUGUAUUCAAUAUGAUGAAGCCUUUUCACACAACAGUAGUCUCCAAAUACAUAAAGAAACACAUACUGGAGAGAAAAUCAUUGAGAGUAAUCAGUGUGGUAAAGCCUUCACAAGUCAUGAUCAUUUUCAAAUACAUAAAAGAACACAUGCUGGAGAGAAAACCUAUGAAUGUAAUCAAUGUGGUAAAGCCUUUGCAUGUACCAGUAGACUCCGAAGACAUGAAAGAACACAUACUGGAGAGAAACCCUAUGAAUGUAAUCAAUGUGGUAAAGCCUUUGCAUGUACCAGUAGUCUCCAAAGACAUGAAAGAACACAUACUGGAGAGAAACCCUACAAAUGUAAUCAAUGUGAUAAAGCCUUUUCACAACACAAUACUCUCCAAAUACAUAAAAGAACACAUUCUGGAGAGAAACCCUACAAAUGCAAUCAAUGUGAUAAAGCCUUUUCAGGACACAGUAAUCUUCACAUGCAUAAAAGAACACAUUCUGGAGAGAAACCCUACAAAUGUAAUCAAUGUGAUAAAGCCUUUGCAUGUGCCAAUAGUCUCCAAAGACAUGAAAAUAUACAUUCUAGAGAUAAACCCUACAAAUGUAAUCAAUGUGAUAAAGCCUUUGCAUGUGCCACUAGUCUCCAAAUACAUGAAAGAACACAUUCUGUAGAGAAACCCUACAAAUGUAAUCAAUGUGAUAAAGCCUUUUUACGACACAGUCUUCUCCAAAUACAUAAAAGAACACAUACUGGAGAGAAACCCUACAAGUGUCAUCAAUGUGAUAAAGCCUUUUCACAACACAGUUAUCUCCAAAUACAUGAAAGUACACAUUCUGGAGAGAAACCCUACAAAUGUAAUCAAUGUGAUAAAGACUUUUCACGACACAGUCUUCUCCAAAUACAUGAAAGAAUGCAUUCUGGAGAGAAACCCUACAAAUGUAAUCAAUGUGAUAAAGCUUUUGCAUGUGCCAGUACUCUCCAAAUGCAUGAAAGAACACAUACUGGAGAGAAACCCUACAAAUGUAAUCAAUGUGAUAAAGCCUUUUUACGACACAGUCAUCUCCAGAUACAUGAAAGAAUACAUUCUGGAGAGAAACCCUACAAAUGUAAUCAAUGUGAUCAAGCCUUUGCAUGUUCCAGUAGUCUCCGAAAACAUGAAAGAACACAUUCUGGAGUGAAACCCUAUAAAUGUAAUCAAUGUGAUAAAGCCUUUUCACAACACAGUCAUCUCCAAAGACAUGAAAGAACACAUUCCGGAGAGAAACCCUACAAAUGUAGUCAAUGUCAUAAAAACUUUUCACGACACAGUCUUCUCCAAAUGCAUGAAAGAACACAUUCUGGAGAGAAACCCUACAAAUGUAAUCAAUGUGAUAAGGGCUUUGCAUGUGUUGGUAGUUUCCAAGUACAUGAAAGAAAACAUACUGGAGAGAAACCCUACAAAUGUAAUCAAUGUGAUAAAGCCUUUUUACAACACUGUCAUCUCCAAAUACAUGAAAGAACACAUUCUGGAGAGAAACCCCAUGAAUGUAAUCAGUGUGGUAAAGGCUUUGCAUGUUCCAGUAGUCUCCGAAGACAUGAAAGAACACAUACUGGAGAGAAACCCUACAAAUGUAAUCAAUGUGAUAAAGCCUUUUCACGACACAGUUAUCUCCAAAGACAUGAAAGAACACAUUACUGGAGAGACAUCCUACAAAUAUAAUCAAUGUGAUAAAGGCUUUUCACAACACAGUAACCUUUAAAUUCAUGAAAGAACACAUACUGGAUAGAAACCCUAUGAAUGUAAUCAAUAGUUUCUGAAGACAUGAAAGAACACAUACUGGAGAGAAACCCUACAGAUGUAAUCAAUGUAAUAAAGGCUUUUUACAACACUGUCAUCUCCAAAUACAUAAAAGAACACAAUCUAGAGAGAAACCCUAUGAAUGUAGUCAAUGUGAUAAAGCCUUUGCAUGUGCUGGUAAUCUCUGCA